GGGCAGAGUAACUUCCUCUUCCGUGUCACCCACGGGAGCGUGAUGGCGUCGGCGGAGCCUCUUGUGCUGCUUGGAGGGUGGAAGCGGCUCCUGGGAGAGGGAGAGGAUGCCAAGAAGAGCACUCUGGACAACAGAGAAUGAGAAGCAGCAUUAAAGUGCAAAAUAAACCAUCAUUCAAAAUAUUUUCCAAUAACUCUGGAAAGUUUAAAAAACUCUUCUUCCUCAGCAGAUGAGAAAUGAAGGAAAGAAUAACAAGAACAAUAUUUUGAGCUGGAAAAAAAUAGAGCAUACGGAACUGAAAAAAACCAUUAAAUGAGAAAUCAAAGAGGAUAAUAUUUAAAUAAUGAAAAAGUGAGGAACAACUUGAAGUCAAUAGGAAGAAAAAGGUUCCAUGUAGAGUCAAAGUUGGCAGGCAUUAAUUAAAGCCUUUGAGGAAGGAAAGAAUGGCUUAAAACAACCACCAGGCAAGAGAUCAGAAAUAUUUUUUGCCACCUCAAGAAUCCAAGCAUAUCAGUGUUGGAAAAACCCCGCACACAGCCUAAUGUGGGAAAAACACAGGCUGCAGCUCACAUCUAAUUCUGCAUAACAGGAUCCAUCCAGUGAAAAGCCAUACAAAUGUUUGGACUGCGGCAAAAGCUUUUCUCGGAAAAGCUUCCUCAUGGUUCAUGGAAGAACCCAUACUGGAGAGAAGCUCUACCAAUGCUCCCAAUGUGGCAAAAGAUUUAGCAUUCAUUCCAAUCUGGUGAGACACCAGAGGACUCACACUGGAGAGAAACUAUUUGAAUGUCCUGUUUGUGGGAAAAGUUUCAGUCAAAAUUCCCACCUGGUGGAACACCAGACGACACACACAGGAGAGAAACCAUAUAAAUGUCCUGUUUGUGGGAAAAGUUUCAGUCUGAAUUCCAACCUGGUGAUACACCAGAGAACUCACACAGGAGAAAAACCAUAUCAGUGCCUGGAUUGUGGGAAACGUUUCAGUCAGAGUUCCUACCUAGUGAAACACCAGAGAAUUCACACAGGAGAAAAACCGUAUGGGUGCCUGGAUUGUGGGAAAAGUUUCAGACAGAAUUCCCAGCUGGUAGAACACCACAGGACACACACAGGAGAGAAACCGUAUAAAUGUCCUGUUUGUGGGAAAAGUUUCAGUCUUAAUUCCUGCCUGGUCAUACACCAGAGAACUCACACAGGAGUAAAACCAUUUCAAUGUCCGGAUUGUGGGAAAAGUUUCAGUCAGAAUUCCAACCUGAUGAUACACCAGAGAAUUCACACUGGAGAAAAACCGUAUCAGUGUCUGGAUUGUGGGAAAAGUUUCAGUCAGAAUUCCCAUCUGGUGAAACACCAGAGGACUCACACAGGAGAAAAACCGUAUGAGUGCUUGGAUUGUGGGAAAAGUUUCAGUUGGAAUUCCAACCUAGUGGAACACCACAGGACACAUACGGGAGAGAAACCGUAUAAAUGUAGUGAUUGUGGGAAAAGUUUCAGUCAGAAUUCCUGCCUGGUGAUACACAAGAGGACUCACACAGGAGAAAAACCGUAUGAGUGUUCAGAAUGUGGGAAAGGUUUCAGUUGCAAGUCUGAACUUGGGAAGCACCAGAAAACUCACACAGGAGAGAAACCAUAUGAGUGUCUGUAUUGUGGGAAAACUUUCAGUAAGAAUUCCAAUUUGGUGAUACACCAGAGAACCCACACAGGAGAAAAACCAUAUCAGUGUCCAGAUUGUGGAAAAGGUUUCAGGCAGAAUUCCCAUCUAGUGGAACACCAGAGGACUCACACAGGAGAGAAACCGUAUGAAUGUCCGGAUUGCGGGAAAGAUUUCAGUAGUAGCUUCUCUCAAAAUUCUGACCUGGUGAUACAUCAGAGGACUCAUGUGGGAGAGAGACCAUAUGAAUGCCCAGAUUGUGGGAAAAGCUUCAAGGAGAAUUUCAAGCUCGUAAUACAUCGGAGGAUUCACACAGGAGAAAAACCAUAUGAGUGCCCAGAUUGUGGGAAAGGUUUCAAUUGGAAUUCUGAGUUGGAAGUACACCAGAGGACUCACACAGGAGAAAAACCAUAUGAGUGUCCUGAUUGUGGGAAAGGUUUCUCUCGGAAUUCUAACCUGGUGAAACAUCAGAGGACUCACACAGGAGAGAAACCAUAUGAAUGUCAUGAUUGUGGGAAAAGUUUCAGUCAUAAUUCGUACCUGGUGAGACACCAGAGGACUCACACGGGAGAGAGACCAUAUGAAUGUCCAGAUUGUGGAAAAGGAUUCAAUAUGAAUUCUGAGCUGGUGAUACAUCAGAGGAUUCACACAGGAGAAAAACCAUAUAAGUGUCUGGAGUGUGGUAAACGUUUCAUUCAAACUUCCCACCUGAUUAUACACCAGAGGAUUCACACAGGAGAGAAACCAUAUGACUGUCCAUAUUGUGAGAAACGUUUCACUCGGAAUUCUGACAUGGUGAUACACCAGAGGACCCACACGGGAGAGAAACCAUAUAAGUGUGCAGAUUGUGGGAAACAUUUCACUCGGAAUUCUGACAUGGUGAAACAUCAGAAGACACAUACAGAAGAGAAACCAUAUAAAUGUUGUGAUUGUGGAAAAAGUUUCAGUCAGAAUUCCUACCUGGUGAAACAUCAGAGGACUCACAUGGGAGAGAAACCAUAUAAGUGUGGAGAUUGUGAGGAAAGCUUCCAUCGGAAUUCUCACCUGGCGGUACACCAGAGAACUCACACAGGAGACAAACUGUAUCAGUGUCCGGAUUGUGGUAAAAGUUUCACUCGGAAUUCUAACCUGGUGAUGCACCAGUUGACUCACACAGGAGAAAAAUUAUAUGAGUGUCUGUUUUGUGGGAAAAGUUUCUUUCGGAAUGACAACUUGGUGAUUCACCAGAGGACUCACACGGGAGAGAAACCAUAUGAGUGUCCUGAUUGUGGGAAAAAUUUCACUCAGACCUCCCACCUGGUGAGACACCAGAAAACUCACACAGGAAAAAAACCCUAUGAGUGCCUUGAUUGUGGGAAAAGAUUCAGUUGGAAUUUCCACUUGGUGAUACACCAGAAGACUCACAUAGGAGAGAAACUGUAUGAAUGUCCAGAGUGUGGAAAAAAAUUCAGUUGCAAGUCUGAACUGGUGAAACACCAGAAAACUCACAAAGAAAAGAGAGUGUAUGAUUGUCCGGAUUGUGGGAAAAGUUUUCUGCAUAAAUCCAAGCUGGUGCUACAUCAGAGGACUCACACAGGAGAGAAACCGUAUAAGUGUCUUGACUGUGGGAAAUGUUUCUUUCGGAAUUAUGAUUUGGUGAUACACCGAAGGACUCACACAGGCGAAAAACCAUAUGUGUGUCUUGACUGUGGGAAAUCUUUCUGUCGGAAUUAUGACUUGGUGAUACACCGAAGGACUCACACAGGAGAGAAACCAUAUGAGUGUCCAGAUUGUGGGAAAGGUUUCAGUACUAGGACUAGCCUUCUAAAUCAUGUAAGGUUACACAUAGGAGAAUAACCAUUUAUAUACCCAGAUUGUGGGUAGUGUUUUGCUCACAAUUCCUCCCUUAUCACACAAGAAAUUUCACUUGAGCAAAAUUUGAUGUGUGUAGAGGAGUCUUGAAUUUCAUUUCUUGUCUCUUAUGGAAGCGCAGCUGAGCAAUUCACCAUAUAAUUUUUUUGCCUGAUUCUAUUUAGUGAAACAUGUCAUAGUAUCAAACAUCAGGGAGAAAUAAAAUAACAAAAUUAGAAAUAAGAAAAAUAAGAAAUAACAAAAAUGCUCUAAUCUGAGCAUUUUUUCUCUGUCACAUUGACAUAGUUCCCUUUCAUGGAGUCGAGGAGAACUGCCAUACUGGGCCAGAAAAAGCAAGCUUGGAUCGUCAUUAGGCAUGUUUGUUACCUUUAGUUAUUUCUACAUAUAAUAAAGGGGGAUAUAAAUGUGUUUGUAUGCAUUUUUACUUAAUUUGAAAAUCCUUUUGGCAGCUGAAAUCAAGGUUAUUCCACACGGUUUACAGCAAUAAAGCCUUAAUACAGAAACCAAUAAACUCCAUAUAUUGCAAAUGGCAAAAUGCAAAGCCUCUGCGUUUAACAUGUAUUUAUCCUGCAAAUACAGGGCCCUUCUAGUAAAGUUGGGAUUGGGAUGGUCUGGGAAUUCCAAAAAAGUGAUUCUUGCUUUUGUUUAAUUUAAAAGUUAACCAGGCUUCCUGGCCGUAAUGUUCAUUUCUUGUGCUAUUCUUCCUUAAACCUAGUAAUCUUUCUCAUUGUGAGGAAUUAAAUUAGAGAAUUUAAUCGCAGGAUUAGCAACAACAUAAAUUUGAUAAUUAAAGAAAUUCAUAAACCUUCAGCCUUCCAUCCUUUAUAAGGUAGGUAAAAUGAGGACCCAGAUUGUUGGGGGGGCAAUAAGUUGACUUUGUAAAAAUAUACAAAUAGAAUGAGACUAUUGCCUUAUACACUGUAAGCCGCCCUGAGUCUUCGGAGAAGGGCGGGGUAUAAAUGUAAACAAAAAAAAAACCUUCAGUGCCUUCAGUGACUUCUUUAGCGGGGCCAUUUUUUGGAUUCAUCUGAUUUAUUUAAAAUAUGCAAAAAUAAUAAAAGUGGGGCAAUAAUGACAGGUGCCCUGGUGGCUCACUGGUUAGAAUGCAGUAUUGCCGGCUGACUCUGCCCACAGCCUGGAGUUCAAUCCUGAUGCUGCUCGAGGUUGACUCAGCCUUCCAUCCUUCUGAGAGGCCAGUUGCAUGUAAGACUAUGACAACGUACAGUGGCCAGGUGGGUAUGGCAAGGGAGAUGUGGCUGGGUGGUCACAGCUGGGUUGCAGGUCACAGCUAGGUAGGCAUGGCCAGGUGGGUGUGGCCUACUCGACAGCGCUCACUGGGCGUGGCUGAUUCCAGACAGCUGGGUCGGGAUUGAAUAAGUUGCACCCAAAUUGCUGGCAGCCAAGUGUGCAUGCAGACACACCACUUUCUAUGUAUGGGGAGUUUUAUCCAGAGAGGAAGGAGAGGGCCUUCUCCCCAAGCCCAGGCAUGAUUGGCAGUUUGCAAGCUCACAUGUGGAUAAAAGUCUCCAAGCUUGGGAUGUGAUAUUAUGUGUGUGUGCGUGUGUGCAUGCAGAGCAUGCCAAAAGAGAUGUCCUUUUCCCAGUCCUAGACGUGGUUGGCAUUUCCCUGUCCUGUGCCCCCUCCCAGCAAAGCAGGAGGCAGAGGAUGAUGCUGAUACGUGUGGAAGAGCAGAGGAGAAAAUGUGCAGGAAGCAGUUUCCUCCGAGAUCAACUUCUGCCUUUGAUAGAUCUCUGGAGUGUAAGAGGAGGAGGCAGGGUAGCAGCGCUCCUCAGUCCUCGUGGUGCAAUCUGGAACUGAACACACUCAAAACCGCAGAAAUGGUGGUAGACUUUAGGAGAAACCCUUCCAUACUUCCAUCUCUUACAAUACUAGACAAGACAGUAUCAACAGUAGAGGCCUUCAAAUUUCUAGGUUCUACCAUAUCGCAAGAUCUAAAAUGGACAGCUAACAUCAAAAACGUCAUCAAAAAAGGACAACAAAGAAUGUUCUUUCUGCGCCAACUCAGAAAGCUCAAACUGCCCAAGGAGCUGCUGAUUUAGUUCUACAGAGGAAUUAUUGAGUCUGUCAUCUGCACCUCUAGAACUGUCUGGUUUGGUUCCGCAACCCAACAAGGCAGGCACAGACUUCAGAGGAUAAUUAGAACUGCAGAAAAAAUAAUUGCUACCAACCUGCCUUCCAUUCAGGACCUGUAUAUUGCAUGAGUCAAAAAUAGGGCUGUGAAAAUAUCUACAGACCCCUCACAUCCUGGACAUAAAUUGUUUCAACUCCUACCCUCAAAAUGACGCUAUAGAGCACUGCACACCAGAACAACUAGACACAAGUACAGUUUUUUCCCCGAACGCCAUCACUCUGCUAAACAAAUCAUUCCCUCAACACUGUCAACCUGUUUAUUAAAUCUGCACUACUAUUAAUCUUCUCAUUGUUCCCAUCACCCAUCUUCUACUUAUGACUGUAUGACUAACUUUGUUGCUUGUAUCCUUACGAUCUAUAUUGAUAUUGAUUGUUUCCUGAUUGCUUAUUUGUACGCUAUGACUAUCAUUAAGUGUUGUACCUUAGAAUUCUUGAUGAACAUUUCUUUAUGUACACUGAGGACAUAUGCACCAAAGACAAAUUCCUUGUGUUUCCAAUCACACGGCCAAUAAAAAAAGAAAAUUCUAUUC
Ahaetulla prasina is the source of this 6171-nucleotide messenger RNA. RefSeq names its product zinc finger and SCAN domain-containing protein 2-like. Gene Ontology annotation, biological process: central nervous system development; regulation of transcription by RNA polymerase II. Gene Ontology annotation, molecular function: DNA-binding transcription factor activity, RNA polymerase II-specific; RNA polymerase II cis-regulatory region sequence-specific DNA binding. The record is from RefSeq and is a predicted model, not a curated record. Bases 659 to 3475 code for a protein of 938 amino acids. Gene Ontology annotation, cellular component: nucleus. NCBI's taxonomy places the organism in Eukaryota, Metazoa, Chordata, Lepidosauria, Squamata, Colubridae. The transcript has 3 exons.